AUGGAUAAUAAUCACGAUGAUAAUCAUACUGAUGCCAUUCACGAUGGUAAUGACGAUAGCCAAACUACUAAUGCAGCUACUGUCAUUGGUGGUGAUGGUGGUCAAAUAAAAAUCGAUUGCAAUACAUUUCAACCAAAUGAAGAUAUCUAUUAUUGUUUAGUUUAUUUAAUCCUUUAUAAAAAUGCAGUUUUAUAUGAAAAUAUACCACAUUGUAUACCGACUAUAGAUAAACAACAACAACAACAACAACAACCAAAUGGAAAUUUUGUUCACUUGGAUAGUUUUACAAAAUCAUCAUCAGCAUUUCGAGAUAUCGUUGGUCAACAUCGUGCUGUGUCAUCAUCAUCAUCGUAUCCAAGUGAGAUUAAAUUCAAUUAUAACAGUAACAACAACAAUAACAACGAUGAAUCAAAACGUAAAAAGAAUAAACGGAUCGAUCAAGCAAAUAAUAAUGAAGAGGAAUCUGACAAUGAAAAGAAACAAAAACAAAUCCCAAUGCACAAUAAGAAUGAUGCCAAAAAUAAUAAUAACAGUAGUUUGAAUGAAUUUGACAGCUACAAUCGAAUGGAUGAAUAUUAUUAUCAUCCUACUACAGCAGCUGUAUGUAUUAUUUCAAUUGACAAGCCAGAAAAAUAUCUAUUUAAAUUGUUAAAUAUUGAACCAAGUAUGGAUUGGUUGGCGGAAAAUCCACGAUUAGCUACAUAUUUUACUGAAACAAUAUUCAAUAAUAAUGACAAUAAUAAUAGUAGCAAUUUAGAUGUAUCAUCGAUUGAUUAUUCACAUUUUUUAGUGGUCAGAAAUGGUCGAUUAUCAAUCGAUCCACAAAUCAAUAUUAUUGAAAAUCAUUCACAAAUACAUUAUCUACAAUCAAAUUAUUUACGUUUAGAAGCAUUAUCAUCAAUGAAUUUAACAAUAAAAUUUCAAAAACGUUCUUAUUAUCGUCGUAAACAGCGUGAUAACCAUUACAAUAACCAUGACAAUAACCACGAUGAUGAUUAUUAUAAUGAUAAUGAUGAUGGCGGUAGUGGUAGACACAAAUAUCAUAUACGACAAACAAUAUGUGACAAUAGACAAGAAUCUUCUUCUUCUAAUCGCCAACUUGAUUAUUAUGAUAUAUAUGAACCAUUGACGAUGAAAAUUAUUGAUGCUACUAAAUCCAUCACGAACACUUUUGAAAAAUCAAACAAUCAUAUUCCAUUUGUCAAUGAACGACAAAUUGUAAAUUCAGAUGAUCAGGAUGAUGGAUCGACUAUUCAACAUUCAUCAUUAUUGCAAAAACAACCAAGAUCUCCAUCAAAAUUGCCAUUAUUAACAACAUCGAAUACAUUAACAUUCGGUAACCACAAUAAUCAUUCAUCAUCAUUUGUUCAUAGCCAAAAUUUACCAAUCAAUCAGCUAAUCAUUAUCGAACAGGAAACCAAACAACAACAACAACAGCUGCAAACACUGCCAUCUAUCAAGCACAAUCAUCAUUAUAUCAAAAAAGAAAUUCUACGACUUGAUCUGGAUGAAAAGAAAAAGAAGAAAAAAAAUCUACACAUGUUAUAUAUGGAGAAGUGA
Dermatophagoides pteronyssinus (European house dust mite) is the source of this 1560-nucleotide messenger RNA. RefSeq names its product probable cyclin-dependent serine/threonine-protein kinase DDB_G0292550. Lineage: Eukaryota; Metazoa; Arthropoda; Arachnida; Sarcoptiformes; Pyroglyphidae. The record is from RefSeq and is a predicted model, not a curated record.